Messenger RNA from Castor canadensis (American beaver), 1164 nucleotides. It is a transcript of the gene Slc25a15, whose product is annotated as solute carrier family 25 member 15. Lineage: Eukaryota; Metazoa; Chordata; Mammalia; Rodentia; Castoridae. Gene Ontology annotation, biological process: mitochondrial L-ornithine transmembrane transport. Gene Ontology annotation, cellular component: mitochondrion. Gene Ontology annotation, molecular function: L-ornithine transmembrane transporter activity. The record is from RefSeq and is a predicted model, not a curated record.
CAGAGCAGGCAGCGGAGCGGGAGCCGUACGCGGCCACACCAGCUCGUCGGGAUAUGUGGUGCCUGUCAUAGGCUGGUGGAGAGUUGCCUUCCGAGGAACCCAGCUGCAUAAUGAAGUCCAAUCCUGCCAUCCAAGCUGCCAUCGACCUCACGGCAGGGGCCGCAGGAGGCACAGCAUGCGUACUGACCGGGCAGCCCUUCGACACAAUGAAGGUGAAAAUGCAGACGUUCCCCCAUUUGUACCGAGGCUUCACCAACUGCUGCUUGAAGACCUACUCCCAGGUGGGCCUCCGGGGCUUUUACAAGGGCACCAGCCCAGCCCUGAUCGCCAACAUCGCUGAGAACUCUGUACUCUUCAUGUGCUACGGCUUCUGCCAGCAGGUGGUGCGGAGACUGCUUGGAUUGGACAAGGGGGCAAAGCUGAGUGAUCUGCAGAAUGCAGCUGCUGGGUCCUUCGCCUCUGCCUUUGCCGCGCUGGUGCUCUGCCCCACCGAGCUCGUGAAGUGCAGGCUCCAGACCAUGUAUGAAAUGGAGACAUCGGGAAGGAUAGCCAAAAGCCAGAAUACAGUUUGGUCUGUUGUGAAGAGCAUCCUUCGGAAGGAUGGCCCCCUGGGCUUCUACCAUGGACUCUCCAGCACUUUACUUCGAGAAGUACCAGGCUAUUUCUUCUUCUUUGGUGGCUAUGAACUGAGCCGGUCAUUUUUUGCAUCAGGGAGGUCAAAAGAUGAACUAGGCCCUGUUCCUUUGAUGCUAAGUGGUGGAGUUGGUGGAAUUUGCCUAUGGCUGGCUGUAUAUCCAGUGGAUUGUAUCAAAUCCAGGAUCCAAGUUCUUUCCAUGUCUGGCAAACAGGCAGGAUUUGUUGGAACCUUUCUUAGUGUUGUGAAAACUGAAGGAAUAACAGCCUUAUAUUCUGGACUAAAACCUACUAUGAUUCGAGCAUUCCCUGCCAAUGGGUCACUAUUUUUGGCCUAUGAAUACAGCAGGAAGUUGAUGAUGAGUCAGUUGGAAGCUUACUGAAGUGUCGUGGUGGGUCUGGAUCCAAGCCCAGGCAUUUGAGGACUGUUCAUCUCAGGGUUUCAUGGAGUACAAGAACAAUGUGGAAUUACUUGAUUUCUUGGGAAUUUCAUCUUCUACCCCAAAUCUUAAACUUUAUGUGGAAGGACCU